AUGCCAAUGGCAAAUAACAAAACACAAUGUUUCACAUGUAAUAAAGAAAAAAUUACAUAUUCUUGUAAAGGAUGUUCAAAAGAAUUUUGCUUUAUGGAUUUAGCAGAACAUCACAAAAGAUUAAAUGAAGAAUUACAUAAUAUCAUUGAUGAUUAUAAUGCAUUUAAAGAAAGAAUUAAUCAACAAAAACAAAAUCCACAAAAUCAUGCAUUAAUAAAUCAAAUUGACCAAUGGGAAAUAGAUUCAAUUGAAAUAAUUCAACAAAAAGCGAAAGAGUGUAGAGAAAUUCUCAUUAAAUUAUCUCAAACAUGUAUUAAUGAUAUUGAGAAGAAAUUCAAUGAUUUAACGGAACAAAUACAACAACUUCAGAAAGAAAAUGAUUUUAAUGAAAUUAAUUUCAAUUAUUUAACAAAUCAAUUAAUAGAAAUUACAGAAGAAUUAAAUAAUCCGUCAAAUAUUUCUAUUCAACGAGAAUCACAAUCAUUUAUGAAGGAGAUUUCAAUUGUUUUAUCAAAAAAAUCAAAAUUCAAUAAAUGGAAACAAAAUGGCAUUACUGUAGCUGGUGGAAAUGGAGAAGGAAAAGAAUUAAAUCAAGUCAAUCGCCCUACAGGAAUCCUUAUUGACAAAAAGAAAAAUAUUUUCAUCGCUGAUUCUUAUAAUCAUCGUGUUGUUGAAUGGAAAUAUAAUUCAAAGGAAGGAAAAAUUGUUGCUGGUGGAAAUGGGGAAGGACAUCGAAUAAAUCAAUUGAACUACCCAACAGAUGUGAUUGUUGAUCAACAAAAUCAGGCGGUCAUCAUUGCUGAUUAUAAUAACAGACGAGUGAUCCAAUGGUUGAAUCAAAAUCAACAAAUUCUCAUCGAUAAUAUUGACUGUUAUGGCCUAGCAAUGGAUAAAAAUGAAUUUCUUUAUAUUUCUGAUUAUCAGAUGGAUGAAGUGAGACGGUGGAAAAUGGGUGAAUACAACAACGAAGGAAUUUUAGUUGCAGGUGGAAAUGGUGAAGGACAGAAACUCAAUCAUCCUACUUUUAUGUUUGUUGAUGAAGACCAAUCGAUUUAUGUAUCAGAUCAGUUCAAUCAUCGUGUAAUGAAAUGGAAAAAAGGUGCAAAAGAAGGAACAAUUGUUGCUGGAGGAAAUGGUCAAGGAAGAAAUCUCAAUCAAUUGUCUUAUCCUCGAGGAGUAAUUGUUGAUCAUUUGGGUCACAUCUAUGUGGCAGAUAGUCAGAAUCAUCGAAUAAUGCGCUGGUGUGAUGGAGAAGAAGAAGGUGAAAUUGUUGUUGGUGGAAAUGGAAAAGGAAGUCAAUCAAAUCAACUGAAUAAUCCUUAUGGAGAUUAUGACAAUGAAGGAAUUAUAGUGGCAGGUGGAAAUGGACAAGGACAUAAACUCGAUCAAUUCAAUUGUCCGACUUUUAUCUUUGUUGAUGAAGAUCAAUCUGUUUAUGUAUCGGAUAGAUACAAUAAUCGUGUAAUGAAAUGGAGAAAAGGUGCAAAAGAAGGAGCAAUUGUAGCUGGAGGAAAUGGUGAAGGAAGAAAUCUCAAUCACUUGUCUUUACCUGAAGGAAUAGUUGUUGAUGAUUUGGGUCAAAUUUAUGUGGCUGAUCUUGGGAAUGAUCGAAUAAUGCGGUGGUGUGAAGGGAAAGAAGAAGGUGAAGUUGUUGUUAGUGGAAAUGGUGAAGAACAUCAGUUGGAUGGUCCUGUGGGCCUAUUUUUUGAUGAUGGAGGAAAUCUUUAUGUUACGGAUCAUUUUAAUCAUCGAAUUGUAAAAUUUGAAGUAGUUUUGUAA
Adineta steineri is the source of this 1779-nucleotide messenger RNA. Lineage: Eukaryota; Metazoa; Rotifera; Eurotatoria; Adinetida; Adinetidae. The record is from the annotation of a GenBank genome assembly.